AUGGAGCUAACUAACGCUUUGCCGGACUAUCAGAAUGCCCGAGGCCGUCCGUGUUAUCGUCCGGAAAAAGAACCUCUCGGAUUCGGUCUUCUUACCACGAAACCAUUGCAUCAUGUUCCCACGUUUCCGGUGUACAGUCGAUCCGGUGAAGAGACGGUUCGGUUUAUCGAGUUCUGGUCACCGUUGGCUUCGGUUGAAUCUCAAAAGCAAAACUCUUCUUUGCCCUUGCCGGGCACUCCACUGACCGAAGAGCAAUUGGAACAAUUGCUCAAGUUUCAUCGAAUUGUUUUUCAGGAGGUGCUUCGUCUGGAGCGGGGUGCAGUAAUCGAAUUCAAUUUCGAGAAGGCGUACACGCAAUUGCUUGUGGUCCCGGUGAGAAGAGAUACUCGCCUCAUCGACUGGGAGUUCUUGGGUGUUGUGCUUGGUUCGUGGACUUCAGAGAACGUUUGCCGCUUGCUGCCUCGUCGGGAUCUGUCCCGAGCUCCUGAUCUACCUCUGUUGCCUGCCAGUUUGACUAGAUCAAAGUCGGCUAGUACGACCGGAUCUGGCCUCAAAUCUAAUCGGGGUAUUCGGAGUGCUUUGAAGGCGCGUCAGUUAUCUAAUAGACUCUCCAUGGACCCGUUACUCAACCAACCUGGUGUGUUCGAUUUCCGCAAAUCUGACUUUGUGAACGCCGUGGUCAUGCCGGGCUAUAGGAAUUUGGAUCAACCGCAGCAUUAUUAUGUAGCUGAAAUUCGCUACGAUUUGAAUCCGCUCUCCCCAUUCCCUACAUCAUCCUACGCCAAUUUUGCGGCCUAUUACACCGCGAAGUAUGAUGCCACAAUCAGCACGGUCAAUCAACCUCUACUCGAUGUGGACUUCACAGUGAUGCGUCUCAGUCUGAUUGUACCUCGUUAUGUAAACAUUCGGGGUCACUAUCUGCCCUGUUCAAGCGAGGCCCGAAAACGCGAUCGUCGUGAGAAUUUGACGCACAAACAGAUUCUGAUCCCGGAGCUGUGCUUCCGUCAUCCGUUUCCUGCUUCCGUCUGGCGCAAAGCUGUCUGUUUACCAAGCGUUCUAUAUCGUCUGCAUUGUUUGCUUCUGGCUGAGGAACUACGUCGUCUGAUCGCUUUUGAGACCAAUCUGGGUCGAGCCCGACUUCCCUCCACUGUCGAUCAGAACCGGCGAGUUUGGUCCAGUGAUGAGACCGGCGAAUUGUUUGAACCGUUACGCAUGAUAUUCCCACUCGAGGUGCAGCGUGCGGUUCAGGAAGAUGUCACAUGCGAUUCAGGUCCUUCUGGACCUAAAGGGCGUAGGCGUCGCCGUCGAGGCGGUCAGCCCAGUGCCUCGACGAAGGAUGUGGUAAAAAGGAGGGACCAAUCAGCCACUUCUAAACGCUCGGUUAAUCAGUCUAACUUUAAAAACAGCCCAAGUCCUGAUGCGUCGCCAGGGGAUACAUUGACAACAUCCGGUGACCGUCAACAGUCGAACGGAGAUGGUGACCGAAAGUAUAUCGGCAAAAGGAACGUCUGGGCGGAAGCUUCUAAUGACAAUAAGACGAACACAACCGGCGCUGAUGAAUCCGAGGAAGGUUUGGAGGAGGAAGUGGAAAAUGACUCGGACGAUGCUAAGACCCCGGAUGAAGUUAGUGAUGACGAGCCACAGAUAGUUAAACUGCGAGCGACUUCCGGUGCGGUUCCAUCUACCCAUCAUGACAGCGUCAGUGGGGCGGGUUUGGUAGCAAGCAAUCUGGACGCGAUGCUGGAAGAGACCAAAGUGAUUGAAUGGGAAGAUCAGGCGUUGGUCGCGUCACUUAAUCCAGAUUCAGAUCAGCUUAUGAUCAUUGAGAACCGUCAAUGCGUUGAUCGGGAGUAUCUCGAAACCGGUUCCGAUGUUGAAAGCGUAGACAGUUUCGAGGCCACUGUACGAUUCUUUCCCUCCGAUGACGAUUGCGAAACAGACGACCAAGCUCUUUUUGAUAGUUCUGAUACACCUUGCGAAGACAACUCAGAAACUGGCAAUGGGAUCGUCUCACAUCCUCGUUCGCGACUUCGAGCUUAUCGGCCAGGACCCGCAAAUGUGCUUCAGGCAUUGACCAUGUCUUGUUCAAAUGAUUUUAUCAAUCUGGAACGAAUGGAGACCAUCGGAGAUAGCUUUCUGAAAUUCGUUGUCACGGUGCACUUGUACCUUUCGUACCCGACCUCUCAUGAGGGGAAACUGAGCCACAUGCGAAGUCGAAUUGUAAGUGUGAUAGUAACAUGA
Molecule: messenger RNA, 2241 nt
Organism: Echinostoma caproni
Lineage: Eukaryota; Metazoa; Platyhelminthes; Trematoda; Plagiorchiida; Echinostomatidae
Source: the annotation of a GenBank genome assembly